UACUUGAUGUACAUUUUAGUGGCAAUCCACCAAAAAAAUCAUCUUAUUAUAUAAAUCCAACAUUUCAACCCCAUUAAUCCAUUAUACACCACACCACCACCUUGCUCUCUUCCACCAAAAACCCCUCAAAAUUAAAAUUUCAUCACCAUGCUUAAACCCCACCACCGCCUCCAUCUCCACCUCUUCUUUUUAUUCCUUCACCUCCCAUUUUCUCUCUCCGCCACCUCCCCUGCCGACAUCGCCGCCCUCAAAUCAUUCAAAGCCGCCAUUGACCCGUCAACAAUCCGUCCAUCUUCCUGCCUAGGAAGCUGGGAUUUCUCUUCCGACCCCUGUUUAACACCAAGAACAACCCACUUCAUUUGUGGUCUCACUUGCUCCCCUGAUUCAACCCGAGUUGUCUCAAUCACUCUCGACUCAGCCGGCUACUCAGGAACCCUUACCCCACUCGUUUCCAAACUCACCCAGCUCGUUCUCCUCGACCUCGGCCAAAACUCGUUCCAUGGAACUAUCCCACUUUCUCUCUCCUCGCUCUCUCUCCUCCAAUCUCUUUCUCUCAGAUACAAUUCCUUCUCCGGCCCACUUCCUUCUUCCAUAGCCACCCUCACAUCACUUCAAGACCUUGACCUCUCUGGUAAUCUCCUGUCGGGCCCACUCCCGAAUACUCUGUUUUCUCUCUCUCAUUUGACCAGGCUUGACCUCAGCUUCAACAAAUUUUCCGGCAAUCUCCCCAAACUACCCCCGAAUUUACUCGAGAUUGCGAUCAAAGCAAACUCGUUAUCCGGGCCCAUCGUAAAAACCUCCUUCAUCGGGUUAACUCGGCUUGAAACGGUUGAACUCAGUGCCAACUCGUUCACCGGAGUUUUACAAUCAUGGUUCUUCCAACUCCCCGGGUUACAGCAAAUCAACCUCUCCAAUAACAGCUUGUCAGGUGUCGAGAUCUGGAAGCCUAACAGAGGGUACAGCAGCGGAUUAGUAGCAGUUGAUUUGGGGUUCAACAAAAUCGAAGGGUAUUUACCGGUGAGCUUAUUGGGAUUCCCUGCUUUAGCGUCACUAUCGUUACGGUACAACCGCUUACGUGGAACAAUCCCAUUGGAGCUCUGCAAGAAGGGAACCAUAAAGAGACUGUACCUGGACGGAAAUUACUUAACUGGGACACCGCCGGCGGGAUUUUUUCCUGGCGUUGGAAAAGAAUCUCCGGUGGCCGGAAGUUUUGGGGAUAAUUGUCUGCGGGGAUGUCCACCGAAGUCGCAGCUAUGCCUGCCUUCACAGAAGCCAAUGUCAGUUUGUAAGCAAGUUUACGGCGGUAAAAGGCAUGGCUAAAAACAAUUGAAGAGUCAAAUUUGUCGGGAAAAUUUCAAAAUAUUUAAUGUUUAAUUUAUUUUUUCAAAAUGUUGUUUGAAGGAAUAAAUUUCUACAGUACUUGCUGAGGUGGCGCGUGUUGUUUUUCUCUAGUGGAGAGAAAUGAUGGCCGUUGAUGAGGUGAGAAGAGAGAUUGCGGUGUUUCCUAUAACUAAUUUUGCAUGUGCGUAUAAAUUUUACUUUAAGGCUGUUUUUGGUAGUGUAGUACAGCUAGUAGUACUCCACUUUGUAAAAGUGUACAAUAAUGUGUAUAUCAUAUCAGGAGUAUCUUUCAUUUCAUGCAAA
Spinacia oleracea (spinach) is the source of this 1644-nucleotide messenger RNA. Its product is annotated as probable inactive leucine-rich repeat receptor kinase XIAO. Gene Ontology annotation, molecular function: protein binding. The transcript has a single exon. Bases 148 to 1320 code for a protein of 390 amino acids. The record is from RefSeq and is a predicted model, not a curated record. NCBI's taxonomy places the organism in Eukaryota, Viridiplantae, Streptophyta, Magnoliopsida, Caryophyllales, Amaranthaceae.